Messenger RNA from Thunnus maccoyii (southern bluefin tuna), 3032 nucleotides. RefSeq names its product cylindromatosis (turban tumor syndrome), like (gene cyldl). The record is from RefSeq and is a predicted model, not a curated record. The transcript has 15 exons. Lineage: Eukaryota; Metazoa; Chordata; Actinopteri; Scombriformes; Scombridae. Gene Ontology annotation, molecular function: K63-linked deubiquitinase activity; cysteine-type deubiquitinase activity. Gene Ontology annotation, biological process: protein K63-linked deubiquitination. The coding region runs from base 337 to 2628 and encodes 763 amino acids. Gene Ontology annotation, cellular component: cytosol.
GCCCUGGAUGACUCGACGUGCUGCUGGCUGUCAAAUGAUUUGAAAACAACAACGUCACUUUGAAAAUAUUUAUGUGUUUGCGCUUUAUAGUAUUAAUAACAUCUUUUGAAUAAGUAUCUUUUUGCCGAUAAGUUGUUUAUCUCUUUGCCACGAACUGUCAUUUUCAUCAGAAGAACAUGAAUAGCCGAUGACGCCGCUGUCGACGUGAACUGAAAGGGGAAGUGAAACUUAUCAAGGCAGCUCGUUUGGACUUAAUAGAGCGAAGAUAAAACAGAAAGCAGAGUUUAAAGUUGCGUAAAAGUGAAGGACUCUGCUACAUCUCCUGACUUCAGCAACAUGUCAACAGACCACCUGUUCUUCAUCCUGACAGAAUUACCUGAACGGCCUCAACACAUCAAUCCUGGCCGCAUAUGUUACAUCCGUGAAUUCAAAUACACGUCAGAAAUCAAUAAAUCUGGCCCUCUCGCAAAGUUAACAGUCAUGUUCUUGGGCUCACGGUCAACUUUAGAUUAUAAAAUAGACAUGAGUUGCCUGACGGAACUGAGUGCAGAGGAAGCCGACCUGCUGCAGGCCCUGCCCGAGGACUGUGACAGGCUGAAGUGGUUCAAAGAGAAAGAUGCUCUCCAAGCAGCUCAGGCACUCACGGAAGGUACUGAAGUGACUGUGGAGGAAAAAGGAGAGAAGCUGAGAGGAAUCAUCCGCUACAUUGGAAAGCUGGACACCAACUAUCCUGACCCCAUAUCAGGGAUGUUCUUUGGAAUUGAACUGCAGGGAGAAGACAUAGGGAAGGGGAAUACAGACGGGUUCUACAAGUAUGAAAAACUCUUCAAAUGUCAGAAAAACGGUGGCAUUUUUGCCCCGUUCUCCAGAGUCCGGCCUGUGGUUCCCACCCCAGCGUCACCUUCCUCACAGCCAACAACAGAAGAGCUAGCCACAGGAGACAGAGUCACUUACUUCAUCAACAAUUACUGUCGCCAUGGGAUGGUGGUGGAUGUGCAGGAAAAAGACGGAGAACAAUUUGUCCGGAUCUCCACAGACACAGAUGAGAAUGGGAAGACAGGAGGCGAAGUUGAAGUUCCACUAAAGCUUGUUGCUAAGGGGGAGGUGCCCGCAGAGGCAGAGAUCAUGGACGUCGACACAUCCCCGGUGGAACCGAUCCCUGACGAUCUGUACAUGAAUCUGAGUAUGAACUCUGUGGUGGAGUUGACUUUGGGCUCAGGCAAUUCAUACGGAAUCAUCCGCUGGAUCGGCACGCUGCCCGGUCGGCAGGAAAUCAUGGCUGGACUAGAGCUUGAGGAUGACAAGGGAGUGAGUGAUGGUACCUUCAAAAAUGAGCGUUUCUUCACAUGUCCCACUAAGAGAGCUCUGUUUGUGAAGCUGAGCUCCUGCCGUCCCGACUCACGGUUUCAGAAUUUAUCAACCGAUCACAGCGGGACGAUGCCAAAACAUGAAGAUGCAGAGAUAGAAACAGGACACAGUACAGGGAAGCUGGACACCGUUCCUCCUGUCAGCACAGAGCAGAUUAACCAGGUUCUGAUUGGACGGAUGAAGGGGAUCCAAGGACACUGUAACUCCUGCUACAUGGACGCUGCGCUAUUCAGUUUGUUUUCCUGCUCCUCCGUGCUGGACUCCAUGCUGUUUAAAUCAACAGAACCUCAAGAUGCCCCAAUCCAGUACACACUGCUCCACGACAUUGUCAACCCCCUCCGCAGUAAGGGCUUUGUGGAAGGGCAGCACAUCAUGAAGCUCCGACAGCAGCUGCAGAAACACGGUUACAGUCACUCCUUCACCACGGAUGAGAAGGAUCCAGAGGAGUUUCUCAUUGUCAUCAUGCACCACAUUCUCGCACUGGAUCCUCUACUCAAACUCUCAGCUGGCGGUAAAGUACAGGAGAGUUACUGCUAUCAGAUCUUCCUGGACCAGAACCACAGCCUGGUGCUGCCUACGGUCCAGCAGCUGCUGGAACAUUCCUUCCACAGUGCAGGACUCAAGCUGGCAGAGGUGCCCUCCUGCCUCAUGCUCCAGAUGCCUCGCUUCGGGAAGAAAUUCAAGAUGUUUGACAAAAUCAUUCCCUCUCUGGAGCUGGACAUAACGGAUCUCCUGUCCGAAGGUCCUCAGCAGUGCAUGCUCUGUGGAAACUUGGCCCAGGAAGAGUGCACCGACUGUUUUAAAGAUCCUGCUUUCAGCCAGACAGGAUUCAAAAUCUUCUGCAAGACGUGCUCCGCUCAGGUGCACUCUCAUCCUCAGCGGCGCUCCCAUCAGACAGCUCCUCUGGACAUCCCCAAAGGUUACCUGGGACGCGGCAUACCUCACACUCUGACCAGAGACAAACUGGAGCUGUUCGCUGUGCUCUGCAUCGAGACGAGUCACUACGUGUCUUUCAUCAAAUACGGACCAAACAGCCAAGACUGGAUCUUCUUUGACAGCAUGGCGGACAGACAAGGUGAGAGAGACGGCUUCAACAUCCCGGAGGUGCACGCCUGCCCUGAGGUCGGCAUGUACCUUGAAAUGUCUCCCGCAGAGCUGGCCAAUCAGGUGCCCCGGGACAUGAAAGGCGUGGCUAAGCGUCUCUUCUGUGAUGCUUACAUGUACCUGUACCAGAGCACCAGCAUGUGCCUCUAUCGCUGAGCGGAAACCUCAACGCUUUAAAAAAAAAGAAACGACUUCUCAGUCAUUGCACAAUUUGUCACUGAGAGAAAAAUAUUGUUGCCUUCACUUUUCAUGUAAUUUCCUUUUGCUUGAUAGGUUUGUUAUUCUUUUAUGAAUGUAUGUAAGUACACACGAGAACGUUUAAAAUGUGUAUAUAUAUAUAUAUAUAUAUAAAUAUAUAUAAUUUUCUGCCCUGGUGUUGGGAAAGUAUUUUCAGGCUUGAAUAAUUGAUGACAAUGUUGUCGUGUUUCUGUAAUACUGUAUGAAGAAAAAGUAAAAAACUGACAUUAAUUGCUCAAUAAUUUUGAAUAAUAAUCUGAAGAGACUGACAAUAACUGACUUACAGUAUAUGAUGGCGAUAAAUAAUGAUAAAGAUAAUAAUA